Rosa chinensis is the source of this 960-nucleotide messenger RNA. RefSeq names its product transcription factor MYB8. Bases 1 to 960 code for a protein of 319 amino acids. Lineage: Eukaryota; Viridiplantae; Streptophyta; Magnoliopsida; Rosales; Rosaceae. The transcript is spliced from 3 exons. The record is from RefSeq and is a predicted model, not a curated record.
AUGGGUCACCACUACUGCUGCAAAGAACGGAAGGUUAAGAGGGGCCUUUGGUCCCCUGAGGAAGAUGAAAAGCUGUUGAGAUACAUCACUACCUAUGGCCAUGGAUGUUGGAGAAAAGUCCCUGAGCAAGCUGGGCUACAAAGGUGCGGUAAGAGCUGUAGACUGAGAUGGCUCAAUUACUUGAGACCUGAUAUCAAAAGAGGAGUGUUUACACCAGAUGAGGAGAAAUUGAUUAUUAGACUGCAUGGGGUUGUAGGGAACAGAUGGGCGCAUAUCGCAAAGUGUCUUCCAGGAAGAACUGACAAUGAAAUAAAGAACUACUGGAACUCAUGGAUAAAGAAGAAGCUAGAGAAGCCUUCUUCACCAAUGACCACAUCUGCUGAUCAUCAUCAUCAAUAUUCCCAAAUGGCAUGUCUUAAUCCAAACAACCAAGAUCAUAUUGUGAAUCAAACUUUCAUUGCAAGGCCGUCUGCAUACCCCCUAUAUAUGUUUGAGGCUGCUUCACUUGAUCAUGAUGGUACUACUCGUGCAAACAAUAUUAAUAUCAAUGUACAUGUAGAUCAGCAUUUCCCACUCAACGUGAACUCGAACAAUCUUGGGGCAUGGAUUUUGGAUCGGCAUAAUGUUCAACCCCUUCCUUCUACAGCACCAUUUACAAACAUGGAUGCAAAUCUGUUAAUGCCAUCCCUCAUAGGAAGUACUACUGCUGUUAAUGCAAACAUGGUUGAAGUGGAAUCUUGUAGCAAUAUUGAUGAAGAAGGUGAUAUUUCAAUGGAGUGCUUGCAGAGUCAUCAGGAUUUGAUUGCAGUAGUUCAUUCCCGGCAACAGCAACCGUGUUCGAACUUCCAUUUUUGCUGGGAUACUGUUGAAGAACAACAUGGAGGGGAUGAAAUUGCUGGGCCACUUCAUCGCAAUACGGGAGCUAAUAUGAUGUCUUCAUCUCUCCCAUCCUACCUCUGA